Arachis ipaensis is the source of this 692-nucleotide messenger RNA. NCBI's taxonomy places the organism in Eukaryota, Viridiplantae, Streptophyta, Magnoliopsida, Fabales, Fabaceae. The record is from RefSeq and is a predicted model, not a curated record.
ACCUUCUGGAAGGUUCCACCCGCACCCUCACCACAGUCUUCGGGAUGGCCCUACUCGCCCUCAGAACCUUCUGCCAUCAGCUUCUUCCGAUGUCCAUGUCCAUGUCUUCGGUAGGGCCUCUGUUCUUCGCGUCGCUGCGGGACAGACCUAGCGGGUCCCUGAACACGCCGCUGACAGUGGUGGCGGCGGGGCUGGGGAAGUGGCUGGACAUAUACAGCGGAGUUCUGAUGGUUAGGGUUCUACUGAGUUGGUUCCCGAACAUCCCGUGGGAAAAGCAGCCACUGUCCGCCAUCAGAGACCUGUGCGACCCGUACCUGAACCUGUUCCGCAACAUCAUUCCCCCUGUUUUCGACACCCUCGACGUCAGCCCCCUCCUCGCCUUCGCCGUCUUGGGCACCCUCGGCUCCAUUCUCAACACCGCCGUCGCUUAGAUGAAGUCCCACUCGCUUGCUACAUAGAUACAGGGUUCAGGUAUUUUGUUCUGUUAUGCCAUUUGCUACUGUUGUAGACAGUUGGUUUACUUAAACUUGAUUUUGAAGUCAAGUGAUUAUGUUUGCCAGUUCCCACAUUCUUCUUGGUUUAUUUCUCCUUUUGCAAUACUUAGGAAAUGAGCUUCAUGCUUCUAUAUUUAGUAUGGAACUGCCUCUCAGAUCACCAAGAACAAAAGAAAUGGAAAAAAGAAAAUUAGCUAA